Messenger RNA from Baudoinia panamericana UAMH 10762, 578 nucleotides. RefSeq lists its product as uncharacterized. The coding region runs from base 58 to 273 and encodes 71 amino acids. NCBI's taxonomy places the organism in Eukaryota, Fungi, Ascomycota, Dothideomycetes, Mycosphaerellales, Teratosphaeriaceae. The record is from RefSeq and is a predicted model, not a curated record. The transcript has 2 exons.
AUCCGCUGGGAACGGAGACAUGAUUGAGGGACGAGGUCCGGAUUGGAAAAUUACGACAUGAGGUUGUGCUUCAAACAAGUGGAACCGCUUUCGUUGGCCGACUGCGUUCAUUUCUUUAUCCGCCCUUACAGUGGGAAAAGCCGAGUCGUACAGCUCGGGAUACAAGCUGUCACAACGCCUGGAAUGCUGCAUGCUUGUAACAAAGGGAUGUCAAUAUACCGUACCGCGUUCGACCAGUGUGCGCACGAUACUGAUUGUGGUCGUGGAGAGUAGCCACUACCAGGCUUGAGGGCAUUACCACAGUCACUUGAUAUUGGUUCGUCGCUCUACAGUGAAUGACAUCUAUGGUCAGCCAAGUGUAGAGGCAUGUUGAGACUUAGUCGCCUGCAGUUGUGCUUUCUCAAAGGUUUCGAGUUCGCUAUGAGCAGUCCUCGUAAUACAUGAUCAACUUCCCUGGUGACGAUCGUGUCAGCCUACCACAUUUAGACCGCUCCGUGCAGCGAUGCUUGGUGCUCGUUGGAUGCCCCUUAUGCUCCCUACUGACGAGAAGAGCUCAGGAUCCAAGUAUUGCACUCUCC